Chionomys nivalis (European snow vole) is the source of this 639-nucleotide messenger RNA. It is a transcript of the gene C7H17orf107, whose product is annotated as chromosome 7 C17orf107 homolog. Lineage: Eukaryota; Metazoa; Chordata; Mammalia; Rodentia; Cricetidae. The transcript has 4 exons. The record is from RefSeq and is a predicted model, not a curated record. The coding region runs from base 1 to 639 and encodes 212 amino acids.
AUGAAGGGGACUCCCAGCAACUUGGACACCCUGCUGUGGGUCUACCACUUCCAUAGCUCCACCGAGGUGGCCCUACAGCCUCCGCUUCUGUCUUCCCUGGAACUUGCUGUGGCCGCAGCUCAGGAAUAUCUGGUCCAAAGGUUCAGAGAACUUAAGUCCCAGGAGCCCCUGGAAUCCAAUAAGCCGCCUGCCCAGAAGGCCACCUUGGGGCUGGUGCUAAGAGAAGCUGCAACCAGCGUCAUGAGCUUCGGAGCCACCUUGUUAGAGAUCUCAGUCCUGUGGCUACAGCAGGAAGUGCUGGACAGCAGCGACGGCUGCCUGAGCGCAGCCCCGAACACUGGGGAUCCGGGUAGGGCACUGACCCGUGUAGCCCUGGCUGCAGGGCAGGGGAUUCGGCAAGCUGGAGCAGCAGCUGGUGCAAGUGUCCGGUACCUGAUCCAGGGGGCGUGGCUGUGCCUGUGCGGACGCGGUUUGCACGGGUCCACCUCAUCCCUGCAACAAACCCUACGCCAGCUGGGUCUUGGGGUCCCCGGGGAUCCGAGAUACCCGGGAGACCCCAAGGUGGCAUCCAACAGCAAUGAGGAGAACGGGGGACCAGAUAAUCCAUCACUGUCCCAGCCCCACCCUGUGUCCAAAUAA